Messenger RNA from Haliotis rufescens (red abalone), 528 nucleotides. RefSeq lists its product as uncharacterized. The transcript is spliced from 2 exons. The record is from RefSeq and is a predicted model, not a curated record. The coding region runs from base 1 to 471 and encodes 156 amino acids. Lineage: Eukaryota; Metazoa; Mollusca; Gastropoda; Lepetellida; Haliotidae.
AUGUGCAAAUACUGCCCAGCCUGCUAUCAUACAAUGCAAUCUGCAGCAAUCUGCUUCCUCAACCGCACCUUCAUGUACCCAGUCGCGCACAGAAUCCUAUGCUAUCUGGCUGUAGAGGUGUAUAGCAACUGGGAGCUUUUUAGACACCUCUACUUCCAUCUUAACCAAUUCAACAUCGAAAUAUUGAAGCUGCAUGUGGAUUUUGAACUACUAGAACGCUUCUACAUCAGGAAUGAAGAAAAGAAGGAACGCCGAAGAACCACUACGGGAGAUUUUCUGCUCAGCCUUCAGCUACCGGUACAUAAAAUGGCGUGUAAUCACACACCCCUCAAAUUAAGUCGUCACAACACCACACAGCUUCCCAUCAUAUACGAAGAUGAGGGGCACACACUGCCGGGGAGAGCCGGCAACAUGCAUUCGGGAAGGCGUAUUUCCGGCUCUGCUAAAUGUUUAUACUUAUGCAUUAAAUAAUGUAGCUUACACACCGUUUUGGAGUUAUUAUCUAAUUCAUUACAAAUAGGGUGGGCU